This is a messenger RNA of Dermatophagoides farinae (American house dust mite), 768 nucleotides long. RefSeq lists its product as uncharacterized. The record is from RefSeq and is a predicted model, not a curated record. NCBI's taxonomy places the organism in Eukaryota, Metazoa, Arthropoda, Arachnida, Sarcoptiformes, Pyroglyphidae.
AAAAUUUUUUUUAUUGGCCACAUUAAUUUUCAAUAAUAAUAUCUAUUUACAUUCAGCAUCACGAAUACGUAAUAAUUAUCGUAGUGGAAUUGUUGGUGGUAGUGGUGUUGGUGGUGGUGGUCUAUAUCGACGUAAUUUUCAAUUGGAUAAAUUUCAACUUGAUCCAAAUUUUUCGCUUACAUCACCCGGUUAUGAAACAUCAUCAUCAUCAUCAUCAUCAUUAGCAUUAUCAUAUCCGAAUAGUCAAUUUUAUUCGGAAUUUUUACCAGAUAAUCGUAAUCUGUUAACAAUGUUAUCGAAUCCAUUAACAUCACCGAUGAUGAGUCAAAAUCAUCGAUAUAUGAUUAAAACACCGGAACGUGAUUUACAUUAUGCAACAAUAUUGAAACAACAGGAACAGGCAACAAUUAGGCAUCCAUUUCAAGCAUUUCAAGUAGCUAAAGAUCAAGCACAUAUGCGUGGACAUAUGUUACGUAGUAGUUUACAAACAUCGGAUGAUGAUGUUUAUGAAGUAGAAUCAGCACCGGUAAUGAAAGCAACAUCACCAUAUCAAUUUUCACCAUUUAAUACACAAUUUAAUAAUUAUCGUUCAUCACCAGCGUCAUCAAUGACAAAUCGUUAUCGUUUGCCAUCAUCAUAUCAUCAUAUUAAUAGUCAUCAUUCAUUUAAUCAUCAUCCAUUAUCACAACCACAACAUUUUUUCAACCACAAGAAUCAUCACAAACACCGAUCGAAUUACCAUCAAUAUCAAUGAGUUUUGAUCCAACU